AUGUCUCGCUAUUAUCAAUCGCGAAAUUACAAUGAAGCGCCAGCGCAGAAACAAAGCUAUGGCGGUACCAGCUACGGCAAAACUAACACCUCUCAAAAUUACGGAGCUUCGCAAAAUUACGGCCGUGGUGGACGAAAGGAAAACGAUGAAGAAAGAUUGAUGCGAAGUCUUUUCAGUACGUUCGAUAAUGAUGGAGACGGACACAUCUCUCAGCCCGAGUUCCUAAAAAUGCUUUCCUCUCUCGGGUAUACUAUUUCGUCUCAUGAGGUUACGCAAUUGGUAAAUUCGUUCGACCAGAAUGGCGACGGUGAGAUGGAUUUUACCGAAUUCAUGAACAUGGUGAAGUAUCUGAAAAGCAAAGGUUACGAAUACGGUAAAGAGGCUUUGGAGAAUAAAAUAAGAAAAGCCUUCAGGUAUGUUUGGCCCGGAAUCGUAAAGUUACGAAGUGUAUGAAAGUAAGGAAGUAUGGAUGCUUUUAAAAAUAGAGGGAAAGAUAGAAGGGCCAAAAAUCAGUAGACCCAUAUUCCGUAAUGUGGAAUGUAGAUCGCUGGGUGGUCUCGAAUUUUGAUAAGAAUUUUGAUUUUUGUCCUUUGAAGUGUGUCCUAAUUUGAAAGGGAAUUAACGGCAACCGGUUAGCAAAAACUUGACAAUCAAAUUUAAUUAACUCAAACAAGUAAUUUCUGUAACCACGUAAACUAACCAGUCUUACUAUAGUCUAUCAACAGACAUCAGUGUUGCCAACCAGCUCCCGAUUUCCAUACUGUCCUCUCGAAUCUGAACAUCUACCGAUUUUUCUGAAAGAUCUGCUUAUUAUUUUUUAAAAAGAUCAGUUUAAAAUUGUGAAAAGGUUCUCGUUAAAAAUGCAUGUACAUCUGCUUUUGCCAGCAUUAAAGCACUGCAAAGGAAGAAAAUAUAGGUGAAGGUGAAAUUGUAUUGUAUUGUAUUGUAUUGUAUUGUAUUGUAUUGUAUUGUAUUGUAUUGUAUUGUAUUGUAUUGUAUUGUAAUUGUUUAGGUUUUCUCCUGUAAUAAAGGUUUUGUCUUACUGCGCGUGGUCUCCUAGAGAGAACUGCAUGCUAUGUUCUCAGACAAAGCCAGUUUAGUUUAGGUUUCCUUCUGUAUAGUUCCACUGGAUCAAUAAGAGAUGUCUCUUACUGAUCAUCUAAGGAGAACUGGGUUUAGAACUGAUGAGAAAUAUGUCGGUUCUCAGACAAAGCCCAUUUAGUUUAGGUUUCCCCCUGUAGUUCCUCUGGAUCAAUAAGAGAUGUCACUUACUGGAUUUCUAGGAAGAACAGUUUGAAUCUGAUAGAGCUACUCUAGUUAGCUGACUAGGUCUUUUUCUUUUUCUAGUGUCCUGGAUGCAAAUCAAGAUGGUUAUCUAAGCCGUGCUGAACUACGUUAUGUUCUAUGUAACACUGGCAACAGACUGAGUCCUGCAGAGUUUGAAGAUUUCCUCAAGACAUUUGACCUGGACAAUGAUGGACACGUCAGCUGUGAAGAAUAUAUCAAGAUCGCGUGUUCCUCUCUCAUUGAUUAUAUGGAUGAAAUUGUCCGUAUGAAAGCACGAUAG
Messenger RNA from Paramuricea clavata, 1567 nucleotides. Lineage: Eukaryota; Metazoa; Cnidaria; Anthozoa; Malacalcyonacea; Plexauridae. The record is from the annotation of a GenBank genome assembly.